Molecule: messenger RNA, 1318 nt
Organism: Ambispora leptoticha
Lineage: Eukaryota; Fungi; Glomeromycota; Glomeromycetes; Archaeosporales; Ambisporaceae
Source: the annotation of a GenBank genome assembly
AAACGCGAUAAAAGGAAAACAUGAAAAACAGAAACAACGAGAAUUCUUUAAUCGACAAAGACUACGAAAAGUUCGUGUUUUUCUAAACCCUGUGACAAGAAAAACGCGGGGACUGCCAAAUAUCGAUUUACUUUUUCAUCGUCGUGAUCAAAAUUCUACAUCAAAUGAUGAAGUGAAUAACAGCAAGGAUAACGACACUGACAAUAUCAAAUUAAGUGUUGGUGAAGAUAAUAGUGACGGCGAAGAUGGAGAAACGGAUACACCCGUUGUUGAACAAGAAGAACAAUCUACUAUUACAUGUCACCGAGAGAAUGUUGGAUUGGAUUUUCGACUACGACGAGAAAGCGUUGAAAACUCUAAGAAAAUAUCAGAUAUCAAUGCGCGUAAGAAAAAUAUUUUAAAAGAUAUUGAUUGGGCCGGUAUUUCCUCUUCUUUGGUCAACAAACCCCAAUCAAGUGCACAAUUUAUGUCUAAUGGUGAUGAAUACGAUAACGACAAUGUUGAUACAGAACAACCGGAUGCAAAUCAACAUCAUAGCAAUGACGACACUGAAAAUGAUCACCAAGACAAAAAUGAAAUUGAAACAAGCGACGAGAAUAGUUCUGUUAAUGAUGAUAUUCCUUCUACACAACUUGAAGAACCUGCAGAUUGGCCAAAUUCUACAAUUGCAGCACGUCCAAUUACCAUCGAGUCAUUGGAAUGGUAUAAAUUUCUAUCGAAUUCUCAAAAUCACAAAAAUCCUUUGAGUGAAGAAGAGAUAAAUGCUUAUUAUAAUAAAGACUCGACAACGAUGCUGAUAGAAAAAAAUCAGAUAGAAUUAACAAAUGACUCUAAUCAUAACAGUAAAUCAAUUGAAUCGGUAUCGAAUUUGGCAUGGAAUAAAUUUCUUGAUCAACAGGAUAAUAACAAUGAAACACUUUCAAUAGAUAAUGAGGAAAACAAAAAGCUUCAAAAUGAUUUUCAUGAUGACGACGUGUACGAUGAACGACAAUAUUUGAAUUCUUGUUCUAUUCAAGCCAAUUACAGUCCACAACUUAGUCUUAGAAGAACUAUUCCUACUACAAUAACAGAAAAUAUCGCCACCACUUAUAUCAACUAUAAUGAUGAACAUGAACAUCGAGAGAUUAAUCUUUCAGGAAAUGAUGUACGAAUGCUGAAAGAAAUUAUCAAUACUGCGACAACAAAUGAAUAUAAUGAAAUCAUUGAUGUAUCUUCAAAUCAUCAGCAGCAGAGACACAAAGAAUCCAAUAACAAAACAAUAAUAACACUACCAAAAUUAAUGAAUUUACAGAAACAUUCGAAAUUCCAACAGAACUAA